Molecule: messenger RNA, 1737 nt
Organism: Rasamsonia emersonii CBS 393.64
Lineage: Eukaryota; Fungi; Ascomycota; Eurotiomycetes; Eurotiales; Trichocomaceae
Exons: 2
Coding region: 1-1737 (578 amino acids)
Source: RefSeq, a predicted model, not a curated record
AUGGAGUUUAUGGAUGCGGUUGGGGAGUUGCAAGCCCUCCCCAACGAUAUCCACCUCCUCUGUCCUCGACAGCAUGACGACGAUUUCUCGCGGUACGAUGACUUGACCGAACAAGAUGAGUCGGGAAAGAGCGUCGCACAGUUGGUUGAAGAGGCGAGAGCUCGCAGGGAAAAGUUCCUGUCCUGCAUGCAAAUACUGGCCUUCAACCAAGAUGGCGUCGCAGAGCUGCAGGAUUGGAUCUGGCGCAAGCUCGAUGAUGCCUUGGAAAGGUGCGAUCUUUGUAUCCAGGAAUACUAUAAAGGAAAGAUCUGGCUCGUGGAAAAACUGAAGGAAAACUACGACGAUGAGGACAUCGAGAAGUUCGCUCGGAUGCUGGAUGAAUGGGACAUCAAACGGAUAACGAGGAAUCUAACGACCGCUGCGGAGAAGCUUAAGGCACUUCCACCACAGGAAAUGAGUAUCCAUGCUCUCGAUACGGCCUCUUUGCUGUCGAUAUUCGAAACCCUGAGCUGUGAAGCCAUGCUGCGCAACGACCGGCUCCUGAAAGACUAUUUUGAUGUUCCCUUCAAGCUGGUCCAAACGAAGCGCCCUCUCAAAGUCUCCGAUUACAUUCCAGCCGUUACUUACUUCUUAUUCGACCCCGACCAAACUCGGAGCUUCUGGGCUAUUAGUGCUUGGUCGCGCUACCCUCGGCCCCCAACGACUGCGGAAUUCGAUUGGGCUGUGAAGGAAGGUCUGCUUCGCGCUCUUGCUGAGGCCUCCCAGCAACCACCAGACAUCGCUGUGGUGCAGCGUCUCUGGCGUGGAUUGCAGUUCAUAGUCAAGAGACUGGAUAAGGAGCAGAUCACCCAUAACCUGCGUGCUCUGGAUAUCGAUGCCUGUCGACUGUCAGUAGAACACCUCGCCAUCCCAUCUCCAGGGUUGCGCUUCCUCUUGAAUACCAUUCAAAUUCUACUCGAGAAGGCUCCCGGGGAUUUCUGGGAUGCCAUGCAAACCAUAUCCCCUCAGGCAAUCGUCGAACAGGUCUUUUACAACCCACAACUCGAGGCCUUCCUUAUGCAGGCCACCGAUGACGAACCAUAUGAUAAGUCUAUCCUAAAGGAGAUGUUGUCAUGGAUACAGCCAUUUAUGUCAUCGCUGAAGGGUGCUCACCAGCCAUCGGCUUGCCGUUUUCUUGUCUCUCAGCUUCUCAACAGAUUCCAAGAUCCUCGAUUCCCGAACAUCUCGCGGUAUCAUUGCUUCCGAACCGGUCUCACCGCACUUCUCCACACCCUCCGUACCUUCACCGAUCAUGAAUCAUCGAGAGGCUCUGUCGCACGUGUCGUUCUGUCUGAGACCCUUCAAAUCGUCAGUGACAACAUCAACCAAAUCCUUGAACCUCCAAUGUUUGCGGUUGAACCAGUUCAACAGCGCGAGAUAACUUCUUCGUGUAUGGAUGUCAUUAGGAACACUCUAGCCCUUGAGUGUCAAUCUCUUAAAACAGAUUAUGAAGUUAUUCUCCGACAGAAUACUCUUCAUCACGGCGUCAGUACUUAUUCACCUGCUAUUUGGGAUGCCGUCGUCGCGCACUUGCACGAAAGCAACGGGGGGUUGUCGACUGCUGCCCUUCUCGGUAUCCUCCCACUCGUUGGUUUGGAGAAGUUUCCCACGAAAGGCGAAGACAGCCGAGAAAAGACUCAUUUCAAUGUCAUCUAUGGACAUCUCACCCACUGGCCUGCCAAAUUAUCGAGCGGUUAG